Messenger RNA from Saccharomyces mikatae IFO 1815, 474 nucleotides. It is a transcript of the gene MRPL25, whose product is annotated as mitochondrial 54S ribosomal protein mL59. The transcript has a single exon. Gene Ontology annotation, cellular component: mitochondrial large ribosomal subunit. Gene Ontology annotation, molecular function: structural constituent of ribosome. Lineage: Eukaryota; Fungi; Ascomycota; Saccharomycetes; Saccharomycetales; Saccharomycetaceae. The coding region runs from base 1 to 474 and encodes 157 amino acids. The record is from RefSeq and is a predicted model, not a curated record.
AUGUCAUACAUACAGUACUUUGAAAGCUUGCCUUUGAAACUGAAGUCGUUCUUUCAAAGAUAUCCCCCCUCAAUUAAAUAUUCUUCAGCGUCGACAUUUACGAACGCCAUCGAUGCGAACCCUUUCUUACCGAACAAACAUCCAGUCACACAGCGAUUCCAUGAUCCUAAAUAUUCACUCAGAAGGAUGAGUGACGUAUAUAAAUUGGCGUUACGUUAUGGAGUAGAAGAUUUUUUACCACCAAUCGAAAACACCAAGAAGCUUUUCUUCGAAGAGAAAUACAACAAGAAGACUCUCAUGAAGGGUGUUCUUUUACCCAAGGGUCAUAAACAUGAGUUGAAAUUAAAGGAAACGUUGAAAAAGCGUGAGGAAGCUUUGAAGAAGGUGGAUGAUUUGAUUGCUUCUAAAAAAGGUUCAAAAUAUGCCAAGAGGGUAGAGAAAAUGAAAAAAAACCAAAGCAUUGGUUGGUUUUGA